Rhizopus microsporus ATCC 52813 is the source of this 534-nucleotide messenger RNA. RefSeq lists its product as uncharacterized. The record is from RefSeq and is a predicted model, not a curated record. Gene Ontology annotation, cellular component: nucleus. Gene Ontology annotation, molecular function: NEDD8 transferase activity. Lineage: Eukaryota; Fungi; Mucoromycota; Mucoromycetes; Mucorales; Rhizopodaceae. The transcript is spliced from 4 exons. Gene Ontology annotation, biological process: protein neddylation. Bases 1 to 534 code for a protein of 177 amino acids.
AUGUAUUCAAUUUGGGGAAAGAAAUCAAAAGAAGCUGAAGCAGAGAAAAAGAAACCUAGGACAACAGCUGCUCAAAUACGUGUACAAAAAGACUUGGCAGAAUUAGACAUUCCAGAUACCAUUCAGUUAGACUUUCCUGAUCCUUCUCACAUUCUUAAAUUCAAUGUUUCUAUUCAUCCAGACGAAGGCUUCUAUAAAGGAGGCAUAUUCAAAUUUACUUUUGACAUUAGUAACAAUUACCCUCAUGAACCACCCAAGGUUCACUGCAUCCAAAAAAUUUACCAUCCCAACAUUGACUUGGAAGGAAACAUCUGUUUGAACAUCUUGCGUGAAGAUUGGAAACCUGUUCUCUCUCUACAAGCUGUUCUUGUCGGCUUACAGUAUUUAUUCCUUGAGCCUAACGCGGAUGAUCCGUUAAACAAAGUUGCCGCCGAAGUAUUGAAAACCAAUAGAAAAUCUUUUGAAAACAAUGUAAAGAAAGCCAUGACGGGUAGCUCAUUUGAUGGAGUGCAGUAUGAUUAUGUAUUGCAAUAA